Pangasianodon hypophthalmus (striped catfish) is the source of this 2390-nucleotide messenger RNA. RefSeq names its product gap junction protein beta 9a (gene gjb9a). The record is from RefSeq and is a predicted model, not a curated record. Gene Ontology annotation, biological process: cell communication. NCBI's taxonomy places the organism in Eukaryota, Metazoa, Chordata, Actinopteri, Siluriformes, Pangasiidae. The transcript is spliced from 2 exons. The coding region runs from base 714 to 1514 and encodes 266 amino acids. Gene Ontology annotation, cellular component: connexin complex.
UUAUUAUUUUACCCAUCUACAAAAUGUUCAGUACUUAUUUAUCGAUUGCACUGAAAACACGAACACUGUCCCAAAAGCUCAUUUUUUAAUGCUUUGAAAUUUGUUGCAGAUUUGGAAGAAGACACAUUUUUGGAUGUGAAAAUCUUUGUCUAUGGCAACUUUGCCUAUGGUUAGUCCUUGCGGUCACAUGAUCUAAACACAGUGGCCACCACGGCAAGGGAAAGUAUGUAGAAUGAUCUGCUCAUUCAAAACCUACGAAGCAAUUUCACUCUUCAUCUUGUGCGAACAGUCACCCUGCAAAGACGUAUAAAGAAAUGUGUAAAGAAAUGAUUUGUUUUGUGUCGUAAAUACCACUGAUUGGCCGUUUCAACCCCUGUGACUGCUUAUAUAUCACUCAGUGUGUACAGUUGUAGCAGCUGUGUUUAGUAUAGAGAUAACAUGGUGGUGUGUUUGGUCUUUUAGGUUUCGUUGUAAGGCCUCGUAUUUCUGCUCCGCAUCAUUCUGUGUAAGACGAUACCUCAUGCGUACAAAGCGCCACCCUGGUCUUCCUCCACGUUUAGGAAAACUACCUAAAGGCUGUGUGAUUUUCAUUUAGGUGUACAGUCACGGAUCAGGUUUGACUGGAUUUCUAUUCAUACAAACAGUUUGAGCUCUGCGUUCAGCUUCGGCACAACUUUGGCCUGGUUUAUGAGAAGACUUUGAAUAGAUUGGGGAUGAACUGGUCAGGACUGCAGAUCCUCCUCAGCGGGGUGAACCAAUACUCUACUGCUUUUGGUCGUGUUUGGCUCUCCGUGGUGUUUGUGUUCAGGGUGUUGGUGUUUGUCGUAGCAGCGCAGCGCGUUUGGGGCGAUGACAACAAAGACUUUGUGUGCAACACAAGGCAGCCUGGCUGCACCAAUGUGUGUUACGACAGCAUCUUUCCCAUCUCUCACAUUCGCCUCUGGGCUCUGCAGCUUAUCUUCGUUACCUGCCCAUCCCUCUUGGUGGUGGCUCAUGUCAAAUUGAGAGAAGAGAAAGACAAAAAGUACAUAAAAGUGCACAAGGGUGAACAUCUGUACACCCACCCAGGGAAAAAGCGAGGUGGGCUGUGGUGGACUUACAUGCUCAGCCUUUUGUUCAAAGUGGGAUUUGAUAGUGCCUUUCUCUACAUCCUCUAUUACAUCUAUGACGGCUUUGACAUGCCACGUCUCUCCAAGUGCUCUCUGGAGCCGUGUCCGAAUAUGGUGGACUGUUUCAUCUCGCGGCCUACAGAAAAGAAAAUCUUCACGCUCUUUAUGGUGGUUACGUCUGCAUUAUGCAUCCUGAUGUGCGUGUGUGAAAUAUGCUAUCUGGUCGGAAAGAAAAUAUAUAAAGCACUAAUUAGGGGAAAGGUUCCUGGAAGGGUGCCUUGUGAGCAUGCUACAGAUGGUGCAAAUCAGAGACAGAAACAUAGAAUAGAUCCGACCCUCACCAGUGUGGAAAACCUCAGCUUGUUAAAACAAACAGAAACAUAUCCUGAAAAAAGUAAAAUUUAGUGAGGGGUUAUUACCCUCCCGAACUGUAAAUCCACUUGCUGAACAUGAAUGAACGAGUCACUGGAUGUUCAGUCAGUAUACAUGAAUAUGUAUAUUUCAUGUAAAAAAAAAAAAAAAACGAUUAUAAAUUUGUAUAACAAUGAUGCACACAUUAGGGGAAAACUGGUCAACGCUUUCCACAGAUUGUAUAAUAUUUAAGUCACGUAGAUUUGGUGACAAUAGAGCUUGAAUUUAAGCAUUUUCACUAGCCAAACAUUAUGGACAGUUUUGUAACUGAUUAUUCUGACUACAAAUGAUGUUUCUUUUACUAUAUAGUGACCCAAAUAACAAGCUUGCCAAUUACAGUGAUACGUUUCUGUAACCUCAAGCCUUGGCAAGAUUGUCAGUCUGGUUAUUUCCAAGCCACUCAUGACCUUGUGAAGUGUCUAAACAAGGGGUAUGUCUGUUAAAGUAAUGUGUGAAUUGAAUUAUGAUGUGAUUAUUCACAAGAUUCACAUGAUACAAAGACAAAGUGGUUUGUUAUUUGUGAUUGCAAUACUGCCAUUGUGCAAUACUGAAAUAACAGAAAGGAUGCAAUAUGUAUAUAACUUUUCUAAUGUUACUGAUCACCCUGGAUCCCGUCUCCAUCCAAUCUGACAGAGCAUGGGCAAUUUUGCCAGGAAGAAUGGGCAAAGAUAUUUGGAUCCAGAUGUGCAAAGCUGAUAGAGACAUAUCCCAAAAGACUUGCAGCUGUAAUUACAGCCAAAGGCAGUUACUGACAUGGGGGCGAAUACUUAUGCAACCAAAACAUUUUUGCUUUCUGUUAAUUAACCUUUAUGUCACAAUAAACAUAUUUUAGACAUAUUGUGUAAAUCAAAUGGUAAAUUAUAUAUAUAU